AUGCUGCUCUCUGCCCUUCUCAUUGGGUCGCUCCUUUCAACAGCGGCGAAUGCAUCUAGCAGUGUCCGUGGCAUGGCUCCAGCUCUCGACCGCCGCUACUUAGCAACAUACCAAUCCAUCUUCAGCAACGGAUCCAAUCCUGGCUCGCCAGAUCGACCGCCCAGCUGCCCACCAUGUCCAGCACCCGACUGCUUCAACUGCCAGCUUCCAGCAUACGAAUGCUACCAGUACGGCGAAUGCAACCAGUACGACGGUCUCUGCAGCUGUCCUGUCGGAUUCGGUGGACCUGACUGUCUCUCUCCUCUCUGCGGUUCUCCUGCGGAUGGCUCGAAGCGAUUCCCCAAGGGCGAACCAGGCGAUGACAAGUCGUGCCAGUGCUCCGAGGGCUGGGAGUCUCUCAACUGCAACGUCUGCAACAAGGACGCUGCCUGUGCCAACUUCCUGAUGGGUGGCGAGCGUCUCGGCGAGAAUGGCACCUGCUACGACGGCGGCGCCACUAUCCAACAGAGCUUUCAACAGUGCGACGUGACUAACCAGAAGAUCGUCGACAUGCUACCCGGCCGUCCACCUCAAGUCACCUUCAGUUGUGACAAGAGCGAUGCUAGCUGCAAUUUUCAGUUCUGGAUCGGAGGUCGCGAGUCUUUCUACUGUGGGCUAGACGACUGUCAAGAGACAGUCGAGAUCGGCAAGGCGUCCAACCGCACCUCGUACGACUGCAAGAAGGUCAGCUGCAAGUGCAUUCCGGAUCGUAUGCUCUGCGGCGAGUCGGGGAGUGUCGACAUCUCGGAGUUCUUGACGGAAGAGAUCAAGGGCCCAGGAAAGAUGUCUUGCAAGACCGAUGCGGACGGGGCGAGGAAAUGUCGCUUCGAGGAGCCUGGCAUGAACCAGCUGAUUUCGGACGUCUUUGGUGACGAAGCCAUCUUCAUCACUUGCAAGUCGGGAGAGUGCAUCCACUACAGUCAGGUGCCGGGCUAUCAAGUGCCCAUCACACCCGACAAGCCAGUCUUGUGGGUGGCCAUCAGCGCCAUUACCGCCAUCUUGCUGGUGAUUAUCUCUGUCAGUGUGCUGUGGCUGCUCGGACGACAUUACAAAGACGACGAGGUACGGCUCGGCAACGUCAGGCUACCGGAAGAGGAAGCCGACCUGAUGAAGGAUCAUAUUCCUGCGGCGCUUCACUGGGAGAACGUCGGCUACCGCAUCGGUUCCAAGGCCUUGCUCGACGGCAUCACGGGCUCCGUCAAGCAAGGCGAGGUCAUGGCCAUCGUCGGCGCUAGUGGUGCGGGUAAGACGACCUUCCUCGAUAUUCUCGCACGCCGCGAGAAGCGUGGCACCACCUCUGGUACGGUCCUGAUCAACGGCAGAAAGAUGUCGAAUCAGGAGUACAAGCGCGUCGUCGGCUUUGUCGACCAAGAGGACCUACUCAUGGAGACGCUGACCGUCUACGAGACGGUCCUCUACUCCGCGCUACUCCGUCUGCCAAGAGACAUGUCGCUCGAAGCCAAAAAGUUCCGCACCCUCGAGACCAUGCAAGAGCUCGGCAUCCUCGGCAUCAGGGACAGCCGCAUCGGCGGUUCGGCCUUCACUGCAGGCGGAAGCAAGGAAGGCCGCGGCAUCAGUGGUGGUGAAAAGCGCCGUGUGUCGAUCGCCUGCGAGCUGGUCACCAGUCCAAGCAUCCUCUUCUGCGACGAGCCCACCUCGGGCUUGGAUGCGUACAAUGCCUUCAAUGUGGUUCAGUCACUCGUGACGCUCGCCAAGACCUACAAGCGUACCGUCAUCUUCUCCAUCCACCAGCCGCGAUCCAAUAUCGUAGCGCUUUUCGACAAACUGUUGUUGCUGGCAGAAGGCCGAGUGGUCUACUCCGGUCCCUUCAACCGCUGCAGCGACUACUUUGAUCAGGUCGGCCAUCCUUGCCCACCUGGGUUCAACAUCGCCGACUUUUUGAUCGAUCUCACUGCUCGUCGAGCAUAUACGGCGGGGGACAACACGGAGGACGAUGUCGAAGGAGGACAUUCACGCAACGACACCAGCAUCGUCACGACUGGCACCAACUCCAGAGACGAAUCUACCGAAUUGCGAACAAGGCCCAACUCGAUAGUGGGAGACGGUCUAUCGCGUGGCAGUCUGCGCAAGAAGACGAGUCGUAUCGCCGAUGGCUUGCGCAACGCUUUCGCCAACGGGCAGUCCAACGGCGGUGACGUCUGGAUGCCAGCGCUCAGCAGCGGCAAACUCGUCCACCUGGUCAACUCAUUCGCCGAAUCCGACAUUUCGAACGAAACGAAGAAGGAGCUGGAUGCCUUCCUCGGCCGUGCGGAAGGUGGCGUCAUCAACGACCUCCCCGACCUGGCCAACGAGAGCUCGCUCCUGCGCUCCUACAAGAAAGCCGGUUUGUGGACGCAGUUCAAGAUCCUCUCCGGCCGAGCCUUCAAGAACCUCUACCGAGACCCGAUCCUGAUGUUCGCGCACUUCGGCCUCGCCAUUGUCCUCGCCCUCUUCUGCGGUGUCCUCUACCACGGCGUCACCAACGACAUAUCUGGUUUCCAGAAUCGUCUCGGACUCUUCUUUUUCAUCCUCUCGCUGUUCGGUUUCUCGUGCCUCACCUCUCUAGGUGUGUUCGCCAACGAACGUGCGUUGUUCGUACGCGAGCGCAGCAACGGCUAUUACAGUCCCUUGACGUAUUUCACGUCCAAGCUGCUGUUCGACAUCCUGCCGUUGCGGGUGGUGCCGCCGUUUCUAUUCGGUGGAUGCGUCUACUUCCUCGUUGGGCUGGUCCCCGGUGUGGCCGAGUUUUGGAAGUUCAUCCUCACCCUCGUCCUUUUCUCGCUCUCUGCCUCCUCGGCGGUGUUCUUCAUCUCCAUCGCGGUCGAAGACACCGGCCUUGCGAACCUAGUGGGAUCACUAACAAUGUUGUUCUCGCUCCUCUUCGCCGGACUGCUCAUCAACCGCGAUCGCAUCCCUUGGUACCUGCGCUGGCUCCAACAUCUGUCCUUCUUCCACGCCGCCUACGAAGCCCUCAUCGUCAACGAACUCCGCAACUUGAGUCUGAAGGAACACAAGUACGGCAUCGACAUCGAGGUCCCCGCUGCCAGCAUCAUUAGCAGCUUCGGAUUCAACAGUCAGGCGUUCUGGUUGCCGGACAUUGUCACGCUCGCAGCGCUGUUCGUGGCGUUUACCGCGGCGAGCUUGGUUUGGUUGGUGCUGUUUGUUCGGGAGAGAAAGUGA
Molecule: messenger RNA, 3219 nt
Organism: Kalmanozyma brasiliensis GHG001
Lineage: Eukaryota; Fungi; Basidiomycota; Ustilaginomycetes; Ustilaginales
Product: ABC-2 type transporter
Exons: 1
Coding region: 1-3219 (1072 amino acids)
Cellular component (GO): membrane
Molecular function (GO): ATP binding; ABC-type transporter activity; ATP hydrolysis activity
Source: RefSeq, a predicted model, not a curated record